AUGCGUGAUCUUUUGCAAUGGACCGCUGUGACGGUCCUGCUAGCCUCGGCUUCGGCGGUGACUAUUCCUUCGCCUUCUGAGGGAGAUAUUCGACGGCGAGACACUUGUACGGGACCAAUUGCCUCGUCUCCCACCUCCUACUGGCUUCUGGAACAAGACCACACAGGCAACGCCCGCGGUUACGCCCCUGAAGUGUUGUCAAACCCAAACUACCCCGUGUGGCGCAACGUGCAAGAUUAUUCUGCCUCUGCCGAUGGAUCUGGUGACCAAAGUAGUAGCAUUCAGAAUGCGAUCAAUGAUGACGGAUCUGGUGGCAGUCGUGAAGGUCAGGGUGUGACCAAGUUCGCCGCCGAGGUGUUUCUCCCCGGAGGAACGUACCAGCUGGGCAGCACCUUGAACCUCCGCGUCGGAACCGUGAUUACUGGUGACCCGCUAAACCCGCCCGUGCUCAAGGCGUCCUCCGGUUUUAGCGAUAGCACCUUGAUCAACGGAUAUGAUAGUGGCAAUGGGGCGGCAGAGACAAGUUUCAUGACGCUCCUUCGUAAUGUGGUGAUUGAUACUACGGCUGUCAGUGCGGGCACACAGAUCACUGCUUUGCAAUGGGGUGUAGCUCAAGGAUCUGGCUUGACCAAUGUCAAAAUCAAUAUGCCCACCAGUUCGACUGGACACACCGGGAUUGAUAUAAACGGCGGGUCAACAAUUGCCGUCACCGAUGUGCAAAUUACUGGUGGUGCUGUCGGGAUCAAGAAUUCCAAUCAGCAGGUCAACUUCAAGAACAUCUACUUCAAGCAGUGCACAACUGCAUUUGAUGCCUCGGGUGGUCAUACGGCUCUUCUUCAGGGCGCAACAUUCGAUACAGUUGGCCUGGGUAUCGAUAUGAGUAGCAACGGUCUCGGAAGUAUGGUGCUGUUAGAUUCUAACUCUACCAACUCGGGCACUGUAGUGAAGUUCUACGAUUCCUCCAAUGACAGCGGAAACCGCAACAGUCAAUUACUUAUACAGAACCUCUUCCACGAUACCCAACACUCGAUCGUCGUGGAUAGCAACAACAACGAGAAGCUUGCGGCCGUUGAAAAUGUUGAUACCUGGGCAUGGGGCAAUGUGACACCGGGUCAGUAUGAGACCGGCACCAAUUUCACGACUAGUCGGCCGGACGUGCUCCUAUCCAAUGGCAAGUACUACAUCCGCAGCCAGCCUACCUACGCCGAGUAUGCCUCGAACCAGGUUGUCAAUGUCAAAGCCGUUGACGGCCACCCCGUCAAGGGCGACGGAUCGACAAAUGACGUCGAGUCGCUUAACGCUAUUCUUGCGGAUAAUGCUGCAAACUGCAAGAUCACCUACUUUCCGUACGGCGUGUACACCGUCAAAGACACGCUGAAGAUCCCCAUCGGCUCGCGCAUUGCUGGUGAAGCUUGGGCCGUGAUCUCUGGGGCUGGCGACGCAUUCAAAGAUGCCUCAAAUCCCAAGCCGGUCGUUCAAGUGGGUCAGACGGAUGACACUGGGGUCAUUGAAAUCCAAAACAUGAGGUUCAGUGUCGGUGAGGUUCUUCCUGGUGCAACUAUUCUCGAGAUCAAUGCGGCCGGAACGAACCCGGGAGAUGUCGCGCUAUGGAAUACGAUGGUGACUGUGGGCGGCACUGUAGAGACCAGCAUCAAAGAUGACUGCGACAAUCAGGACACUUCUCAGUGCAUGGCGGCCUAUAUGGUCAUGCAUUUGACAGCUUCUUCAUCGGCCUACAUCGAGAACUUCUGGGGCUGGACAGCCGAUCACAACUUGGAUGGAGGAUCAAACUACACUGUGAUUUCCACCGGACGUGGUGUUCUUGUUGAAGCUACCAAAGGCACCUGGUUGAUAGGUACCGGAUCCGAGCACAACUGGCUAUACAACUACAACUUCCAUUCCGCGCAAAAUGUCUAUGCCGGUAUGCUCCAGACCGAGAGCCCUUAUAUGCAAGGCGACGGUGCUACUCAAACUGCUCCAGCGCCCUGGACAGCUGACCCGUCAAUUGGUGACCCCGAUUUCUCUUGGUGUGACACCAAUGAUCAGAAGUGUCGCACCUCCUUGGCAACCAAUGUCGACGGAGGUAAGGACGUACUUCUCUAUAGCAGUGCGGCAUGGGCGUUUUUUAAUGGCGAGUGGACGGGUGACUACAGCACUCAAUGCGAUGGAUCUUGCCAGACGAACAUGAUGCGUGUUGCUAACACCCCGGAGAACCUUGUUUGGUACUCUAUUAACACGCGGAAGACGGAUGUGAUGAUUCUUGAUGGUCAGUCAAAUCCGACUGAGUAUAAUCAUCCUGGCGGGUGGGAAGCGAUUCUUGAGGCCUAUAGACAAUUUUCCACUUGA
This is a messenger RNA of Penicillium atrosanguineum, 2346 nucleotides long. RefSeq names its product glycoside hydrolase family 55 protein. The transcript has 2 exons. The record is from RefSeq and is a predicted model, not a curated record. The coding region runs from base 1 to 2346 and encodes 781 amino acids. Gene Ontology annotation, molecular function: polygalacturonase activity. Lineage: Eukaryota; Fungi; Ascomycota; Eurotiomycetes; Eurotiales; Aspergillaceae.